This is a messenger RNA of Meloidogyne enterolobii, 210 nucleotides long. The record is from the annotation of a GenBank genome assembly. Lineage: Eukaryota; Metazoa; Nematoda; Chromadorea; Rhabditida; Meloidogynidae.
AUGGGAAUACCUGCAAUCCAACUUUUUUUAAUUUUUGCAAGACAAAUGGCUAAACCAGUUAGUAACAGAAUUAUGACUUAUGGAAGAAAACAUCCAUUUUUUCGGAAUAAAAUACUUAUUCCUGCUGGGAGAGGUUUUUUUGAAUUUUUUUUCGAGGGAAAUUUUGAGAGGGAAAUUUUGGGAGGGAAAAAUAUUUUAAUUUUUUUUUAA